Molecule: messenger RNA, 1221 nt
Organism: Trametes versicolor FP-101664 SS1
Lineage: Eukaryota; Fungi; Basidiomycota; Agaricomycetes; Polyporales; Polyporaceae
Exons: 2
Coding region: 1-1221 (406 amino acids)
Source: RefSeq, a predicted model, not a curated record
AUGGCUGUGAAACAAGUCCAUGAAGCGUACCGCCGCCUCACGCACGAACAGCUUGUCCUCUUCCUCAAAGUCCGGUUACUCCCCACUACAGGCUCAGACGCGGAGCUCGCCUCCAGACUCGCCAAAUUCGAUAUCCACGCCUACCACUUCCCCACCAAGGAUGGCCACGACGAACAGGAGACCUCAAAGGCUCACCAUGACCCUUCCAGAGCUCGCGGCCGACAGGCACUCGCUCCUGAUCUCCCCGUCGAGGUGCUCGCCGACAUAAUGGACCACGUCGGUGACUGGGAGCUCGCAAAAGCGGUGGGUGUGCCCACAUCUCUUCCCCAACCCAUCCCCUGGACGCGCGCGAACGCAUGCGACCACGCCAUCCUGACCGGAUACAUCCCCCUUAUCCGCGCUGCCGAUCCCGCCACACACCGGCCUACCAAGGUCAGCGCGGUGCUGGCGGUACGCUUCAGCUACGUAAACGUCCUGGAGUACCUCUUCACCUAUCACCGCCCCGUCUUCCUGUCGAUGUACAGACAUGACCUCCUGCCCAUUACAGCCUCCCUCCAUGGCCGCACGGCCGUGCUGUCCUGGUGGAAGAACGCACACGAUCAUCAUCCCGACGUCCUGCCACUCCCCCCACCUACAUCCAUCGCUGACGCCAUAGAUGGUGCCUCGCGCAACGGUCAGGUAUCUUCGCUCGACUGGUGGCUCGCCUCUGGCAUCCCAUUCGAGUACACCGAAGCUGCGCUGGAGAGCGCCUCGGCAAAAAACCGCAUCGCCGUUCUGGACUGGUGGAAGACGAAGAGCAUGGCACCGACCAAUAUCCCGCUCAAGAUCGGACGGGUGAUGGACAUGGCGAGCACGGCCGGGCACGUCGAGGCGCUGGAGUGGUGGGCAAGCUCGCAGCUCGAGCCCAAAUACGACCGGCAGGCGCUCUACCACGCAAGCUGUCACGGAAAGGUCGAGGUCCUACAAUGGUGGCUGGGGAGCGGGUUGCAGAUGAUAUUUGACCAGGAGGCGCUUACAGGCGCGUCGCGCCACAACCGGCCUGAGGUGCUCGAAUGGUGGGAUCAAAGCGGGCUGCCGAUACAGUAUCGGAUGUGCGAUAUCGAGGAGGCUCUUGAGGACGCGAUUGGCGGCGGGGAGGAGGCGCGGGAGUGGUGGCGCCGAAAGGGCGUGGACUUCAACGCCAACGACAAGGAGUGGUCCAAGCUACAGUACCUGAAUUGA